AUGUCGAGGAUGAAUGCAGAGAAGAAGCUUGGUGCUGGACGUGUGGUCGCUGUGGCCAUUGAGAAUAACAAGACAAGCCAACACGCUGCCAAGUGGGCAGUGGACAAUCUUCUUCCCAAGGACCAAUGUCUCUUACUAAUCCAUGUUAGACAAAGACCCGCUUCAGCGGAUCAUACGCACGAAACUGUGGGCGACAACGAAUCCAAGGAACUCUUUGAAUCAUUUCGAGUCUUCUGCAACAGAAAAAGUAUACAAUGCAGAGAAGUGUUGUUGGACGACAUGGACAUAUCAAAGGCAUUAGUAGAAAUCAUUUCCACACAUUCCAUCGAGCUUCUUGUACUUGGGGCGCCAUCAAGGGGUGGCAUUGUUAGAAGAUUUAGAACAACGGAUGUUCCAAGCUCUGUGUCAAAGGGAGCACCGCCAUUCUGCACAGUGUAUAUAAUUUCUAAAGGAAAAAUCUCAAGCGUGAGAUCUGCUACUGCUCCAUUGCCUCCUAAAGUUGCCGCAACCCCUUUGUUUGGGAAUGGAACACGCCAAACGGUGUUGGAUGACAAUGAUAUCAUAUCGCCGUUCACAAGGGCUGGCAAAUCAUACGAGUCUUCAAAACUUCCUGAUUCUGACAUAUCAUUUGUGAGCAGCGGAAGGCCAAGUAUUGAUCGGUUGUUCCCAACAAUGUACGACGAUUUGGACAGUGCAAGUGGAAUAAGCCCAGGUAGAUUUUCGUGUGGGUCGGAUUAUGACGCCAGAAGCUUUGCUUCUUCCUUGUCCUCGCAAGGACACAAUAGCAUCGAUGACUUCUCCUUCUCGUCGCAAUCAAGGUUAUCAGACUGCACGGAUGACAUGGAAUUGGAGGUGAGGAGGCUGAAGCUGGAACUGAAGCAGACGAUGGAUAUGUACAGCUCAGCCUGCAAGGAAGCUAUGAGUGCAAAGCAGAAGGCAAUGGAGCUUCAACGUUGGAAAGCGGAAGAACAGAAGAAGUUGGAAGAGUCGCAAACGAGUGAAGCCUCUUCCAUACAACUCAUGGAGAUGGAGCAGGAAAAGAUCAGAGCAGAAGCCCUUGAAAAAAUCGCUGCAUUGGAAGCACAGAAGAGAAUGGGCCACAUAGAGAGGAAGAAACCAACUGACACCUUUGGACACGGCCCUGCCAUGUACAGAAGGUACACGAUUGAGGAGAUUGAAGAGGCAACAAAUAUGUUUUCGGACUCUCUAAAGAUCGGCGAAGGAGGUUAUGGUCCAGUCUACAGAAGUGAAUUGGAUUGCACGCAGGUUGCUAUCAAGGUUUUGAAGCCAGAUGCAAAUCAAGGACGCGAGCAGUUUCAGCAGGAAGUUGAAGUGCUAAGUUGCAUAAGGCAUCCAAACAUGGUUUUGUUGCUGGGGGCAUGUCCAGAGUAUGGUUGUCUAGUGUAUGAGUACAUGGCGAAUGGAAGCUUGGAUGAUUGCUUGUUCAGGAGAGGAAAUUCUCGUCCACCUCUUCCAUGGCAGCUAAGAUUCCAAAUUGCUGCAGAGAUAGCAACAGGUCUGCUUUUCCUUCACCAGACAAAACCAGAGCCACUGGUCCACCGUGACCUAAAACCGGCCAACAUUCUGCUUGACCGCAACUACGUGAGCAAGAUCAGUGACGUGGGGUUGGCCAGGCUGGUGCCUCCUUCAGUUGCUGACACAGUCACUCAGUAUCGCAUGACUUCCACUGCUGGAACCUUCUGCUACAUCGACCCGGAGUACCAGCAAACGGGGAUGCUGGGAAUAAAAUCAGACAUAUACUCUCUGGGGAUCAUGCUUCUGCAAUUGGUGACGGCGAAGCCUCCGAUGGGUUUGACUCAUCAUGUUGCGAGAGCCAUCGAGAAGGGGACUUUUGCUGAGAUACUUGACCCAGCUGUUGAGGAUUGGCCAGUUGAACAUGCCUUGCAUUUCGCAAAGCUUUCCCUGGGAUGUGCUGAAAUGAGGAGAAAGGAUAGGCCUGAUCUUGGAAAAGUUGUCUUGCCUGAGCUCAAUAAGCUCAGGGCAUUUGCUGAACAAAACAUGUCGCCGAUGAUGAUAUUUGGACUUCGAAGUGGAGCUGGUGCAGGGUAUCUUCCAAGAAGCACCAACUCUUCCACACAUUCUGACGUGAGUGAGACAUCGUCUGGCUUCUCCGAAAAUGAAAGCCGCUCAAGCUCAUCAUCACAGGGGAGAAUAAAAUCACCAAGGAAUAGGAAUAGGAUGAUUUUGGAGAGAGGGGUUGUUGGGCUUGGAAUAGUAGCAGCCAUGAGUAUGACCAACAUCAACAACUCCACUGGUGUUGUUUCCUCUGCUAAACCUGCUGCCAACUUUCGUGGAACCACAAUCUAUGGUAUUUUCUAUGCUUCCCCUCUCAACACUGGAAACCGCUUUUUGUUUCCCACCCCUCAUUUUCUCAAUUCCUGCAACCUUUGCCACAAACAUCAUCAUGGAAUCGACAUCUUCAUUUACAGACAGGAGUUGUGUUGCAGAGGGGAGAAAGCGUUUUGUAGUGAAGAAUGCCGUGAGGCUCACAUUACAAAGUAUGAUCAUCAGCAAGAGAAGUACUACUCCACCUCUCCUCACAUCAAACCAAUUCUGCAGCACAAUAAUGGCCUCACGCCCACAUCAUCUACUAUGCCUAUGCCUGUGCCUAUUCUUGCAGCAUGA
This is a messenger RNA of Sphenostylis stenocarpa, 2646 nucleotides long. The record is from the annotation of a GenBank genome assembly. Lineage: Eukaryota; Viridiplantae; Streptophyta; Magnoliopsida; Fabales; Fabaceae.